AUCAUUGACUUCAUUCACUCUCACUGUAUAGUUCAGUAAUUAAUAACAGUUCAUCUGAUUAGCUACAUCGUUAAGACCAAUAUUGAAUACCAGCCCUGGAUGACUUCUGUGAAUUGUGUGAUUUAACUUUAUAAGUGUGAAGUGUUAAAGGUGAGGGGAAAGUGACAGUGAGUUGUAAAUAUAGAACAUAACGUUACUUAUAUAUACAUUAAGAUGGCUAAGGCCAAUAUUGGGAUAGUGGGGGCUGGAAUCAUUGGUUUGUCAACGGCACUAAACAUCCAGAAAAGGCUGCCGUCAGCCAAGGUGACCAUCUACGCUGACCGGUUUGACAAUGAGACAACGAGCCACGGUGCUGGUGGAUUGUUCCGGCCGAAUGUUGAGCAUUUGCUGGGUGUAGAUCCAGACACUGUCACUCGGUGGAGUGUGGAGGGAUUCAAGUUUUACUCGAGCUUAGCAUCCUCUCCAGAGGCAGCAACGUCGGGACAAAUGAUCAUGCCAGGAUAUGUAUUCAGCAAUACACCAGUAAAAGACCCCCUGUACAAGAGGCUGGUGUACAGCUUCAGGGAGCUCACGGCUAUAGAACUGCAGAAACUACAAGUGGACUAUAAAUAUGGAUACCAGGUGACUACAGUCAUCACAUAUGUACCUGUGUUCCUUCCUUGGCUUAUGGUCAAGUUCAAGGACAAUGGUGGACGAGUUGAAAAGAGAACAGUUAAAAGUCUGGAAGAGUUUGUAGGUGUGCAUGACAUGGUUGUGAACUGUAGUGGAUUUAGGAGCCGGGAUCUGGUUGGAGACAAGUCUGUAUACCCCGUACGAGGUCAUCUAAUAAGGAUAAAAGCCCCGUGGAUAAAAUACUGGAUCUAUACUGAAGAUUCUGCUUAUAUCAUUCCUGGGUACGAUGAAGUGUCAAUAGGUGGGAUACGGCAGAAAGACAAUUUCAAUUUGGAAAUUGACCCAAAAGACACAGAAGGCAUUAAGGAAAGAUGUUAUAAGUUAUGGCCAAGCUUAAAGGAAGCACCAGUGUUACGUGAAUGGGUUGACCUCCGACCCCAUAGGGAUCCACUUCGUCUGGAGCAGCAGGUUAUUCAGUACCCCUCCGGACCAUUGAAGGUUGUACACAACUAUGGACAUGGAGCGCUGGGAAUCACCCUGGCCUGGGGGACGUCUAUAGAUGCUGCCAACCUGGUUGUGGAAGGGCUCACACAGCCAGGAUCCAAGUUGUGAUUUUUUCAUUUGAAACACUAGCUUUGUGCAAUUACUCCAGUCUCUCGUUUUUGGAACAGUUAUUUGUCAGUCAUUUUAAAAGUGGAUCACAUUGAUAAUGUGUUUUAAAUUUUGUUGAGUUUUUUGUUGACCAUGUGCUUUAACUAGAGCCAUUUAUGGAUACAACGACUUUGUACAGAAAACAUUUGAUACCAGGUGGAUUGUUCAGUACUUUGUUUAAAUUAACAACGUUGUUAACUGGAUCGGUGUUAACUCUUAAAUAUUUUAUACUUUAAAAGUUUCAUGGGCACAUAAAAAAUAAAAUUAUCAACAAAUAAAGACGCAUAUUACAAGCCAAAAUCUUAGUUUUACUGCAGACAGAAAUCAUAACUUCUUAUUGCGCUCCUACACUUAAAACUCCGACAUAUCAGGCUUGGCCUUGUGGACAUGGGGUCUUAAAGGGACAGUUUAUGGU
Mya arenaria is the source of this 1678-nucleotide messenger RNA. RefSeq names its product D-aspartate oxidase-like. Lineage: Eukaryota; Metazoa; Mollusca; Bivalvia; Myida; Myidae. Gene Ontology annotation, molecular function: D-amino-acid oxidase activity; FAD binding. The record is from RefSeq and is a predicted model, not a curated record. The transcript has 11 exons. Bases 214 to 1224 code for a protein of 336 amino acids.